Molecule: messenger RNA, 3195 nt
Organism: Puntigrus tetrazona (Sumatra barb)
Lineage: Eukaryota; Metazoa; Chordata; Actinopteri; Cypriniformes; Cyprinidae
Product: probable G-protein coupled receptor 132
Exons: 4
Coding region: 772-1773 (333 amino acids)
Biological process (GO): G protein-coupled receptor signaling pathway
Cellular component (GO): membrane
Molecular function (GO): G protein-coupled receptor activity
Source: RefSeq, a predicted model, not a curated record
UAUAAACACACUAUAUAUUCAAGUUUAUUAUCGCAAGCAACAUUUCGGUCGACUAACCUGCUUUAAUCUGCAGAAAUAAAGCCCCUCCACUCUUGGUAAUCGGCAGUAUUCCUAAAACAUGUAGGUUUAAAAAUGAAUCAUGUUCUAAUCAAAUUAUUUAAGCACGCAAGGUAUGCAUCACAAAACUAAAAUGUCCCUAGCAAUACUGUGUUUAUAAAUGUACUCUGGCAUUUAAAAUGUCUAUUGUUAGGGAGCUUUGCUUUUACAUUGUUUAGAUAUAUCAUUCAAAAUUCCAGCACAGGCCAGUAAGCUAGAGCAGGGGGUAGAGGGGUGUCACAGGGGACAUGGAAACGACUAGAAGGGUGUUACAGCUUGUCUCUCAGUGGCCUUUCCGUCUAAAAGAACAGCCUGGACUCUCUCAUAUCUAUGCCUCACAUAAUAGCCAGCAAGGAGGAGGGUGUUUUUGUUCUGAAGGAGAAAGGCUUCAGGAUGUUGCUGCUCAAAAGCAGUAGAAGUGGCUUCCUGCUGGGGGAAAUGAUCAAAAAGCCAGACAAGCCCCUGGUUGGACACGGCAGAACUUUUCGCUCUAAUGCAUACACAGGUUUGUGCACAUGUGGUGGAGCUGGACAUGCAGACGACGCUCUCCAGAACUAUACGAGGUUGCUUAACCCUUGUCUAAAUGGAAAACCUAUAAGGAGUGGUUUGAUUCAACAUGUAUAAUGAACAUUUCGAAGAUUCAGAUUUCAUGGACAAUUCGCAACCAUAGAAACCAUGCUUCUGAACCUGACCAAUGGGAGCUGCCAAAUCCCUCUGGCAAAUGACAGAGUAGGUCUGACCUACAUCUACAGCUUUGCCUUUUCUAUUGGACUCCCGGCUAACCUGCUCUCCCUCUGGGGUCUGUACCAGCUAGGCCGGUCAGGAGGAGGAGGCUGCCAGCUGGUCUAUAUCCUAAAUUUACUGCUUUCAGAUCUUCUCCAGCUACUCACCUUGCCCCUGUGGAUCCUCUACCUGCAGGGAGACCACCGCUGGCCUUACGGGUCUGUGACCUGCCAGCUAGUGGGCUACGUUUUCUACGUUAACCUCUAUGCCAGUGUUAUUUUUCUGUGCCUCAUCGCCCUGGACCGCUGUCUAGCGAUCGUCUACCCUCUCAGCAGCCGUGGGGUACGGAAAAUGCGUGUGGCAGCAUUUUCUGGUGUAGUAGUGUGGACUUUGAUAUUUCUCUUCUGUCUGACUGGCCUCUAUCCAUCCGUGUUCGAGCCCCAGAGAGAGCUGUGUCUGGAGCAGUACCCUGUGAGCACCAGAUAUGCUUACUUUAAAAUCGCCACAGUCGCUUUAGGGUUUCUGAUGCCCUGCUCUAUUCUAGGGUACACCUCUGCUCGAAUCGGGCUGACUCUGCGAAACUCCCCGUCUGUCACGGAUCACGAAAGCAGAAGGAUUGUCGCAACCCUGGUUGUCAUCACUGUCAUCUUCAUUGUCAUUUUCGGUCCCUAUCAUCUGGUGGUCGGCUACAGAUUUGUCACCCUGCUUCUCACGGAAAGUGAAAAAGACCAGUGUUCGGUGGAAGUUUCUCUCUACCUUUACUAUCGAAUCUGCUACGGGCUCACCAGCCUCAACACCCUUCUAGACCCUCUUUUUUACAUCUUUCUCUGUAACGAUGCCCGUCAAGAGCUUCGCAGAUCUCUUCUCUGCCCGUGCCGGGGUCAUGGGGUGCACCAGGGGUCACGAGUGACAUCUUUUCCCAAAAGUCGCCUCAGCCGCAGUGCAGAUGUGUAGCUGUUUCAUACAGAUGCUAAUCAGUGUUGGAGUUUUUGUAACAAUGUUUUCGCACAUGUGAAAAUGUUUUAUCAGAUUGAGAUUUGACAAAUUACCUGUCGCCACUAUGACAACGCCAGUGAUGUCAUUAAGACACGGCUGGUAUGAGGCGGUGGCACGUCCUCUGGAUCACUGUCAGUAGGAGCCACACGUGUCAGAGCUACUUCUUCAGCAUCUUCAGCCUGAGGAGAUUCUAAUGCAUUCUCUGUAUUGCUUUAAAUACUUCAUUACUAAGUUACUCUAGCAUUCAAACAUUUGGGGUUGUUAUGAAAGCUUUUGAAAGAAGUGCUCAUUUACUCGAUAAAAAUACGAUAAUGAUGUCAAAUAAUGCUAAAAGUGUAAAGUAUCAUUGUAUAUUUGAAUUUAUUACUAUGAUGGCAAAGCUGAAUUUUCAGCAGCCAUUACUCCAUGGUCCUUUAGAAGUCAUCCUAAUACUGACUUGGUGCUCAAUAAUCCUUUCUUCUUGUUGUCAAUAUAUAUAUAUAUAUAUAUAUAUAUAUAUAUAUAUAUAUAUAUAUAUAUAUAUAUAUAUAUAUAUAUAAAACAAACAAAAGUAACUUCAAAAUAUAAACUGGAUAUAAAUAUAAAAUGGAAUUGCAAGAAAGUAAGACUUGCAUCUUGCAUUUCAAUUUUUUUUUUUUUGCUUGUGAAAUCGAAAAAAAAAGUCUGAAUUGUAAGAUAAAAAGUUGCAAUUGCCUUUAUUUAUUUAAUCCAUAGUGAAAAACAGCUUCCAUACUUUAAUGUAACAAUCGAUAUGUUCUUGAAUAAUAAAAGUAUACAAUUGGUAAAUUAAAAAUAAAUUAUAAUAAAUGCAAUUAAAUUAAAAUGACCCCAAACUUUUGAAUGGUACUUUAAUUUCCGACUGUAAAAUCUGCUAUGCCCUGUUGUUUUAACAGAAGCACGAGACAAUGAUAAAAGUGAGAAAUAAGCCUAUACAAUUGGUUUAGGAUUAUUUAAAUAAAGAAGCUGCUUAAAAGCCAAAGAUCCUGUUCUAUAGCAAAGUCAGAAACCAGCGAAAAGGUCAAGCUCUUCUGUUAUGGAUUUAAAAAUUUCCAAAACAGGUCUGACACCUAAUGGAGGAUGUAAGCAAAGGCGGGCCAGUACAUGUGUUUUCAGAUCAGAUUCUGCACUGCCAGUAUGAAUGUAACUACAUGCCCAGAGUCAGACUGCAUGUGCUUGCUAUAGAUGCAUUUAUGCUAGAGGGCUGAAAUGUAUACGUUCCAGCAUACUGUAGCUAUCAUACCUUCACCUCCGCAAGAAACUGGCUAUAUUCAGAAUAGAAGAAUAAUGUACUGCUUAGCGUGCAGUAUAUGCCACCUACUCUUUUCUUGAAAUAGAAUGUGAAACAGUAUGAGAAUGCCACAAUAAACACUUACAAACUUA